Macrosteles quadrilineatus (aster leafhopper) is the source of this 934-nucleotide messenger RNA. RefSeq names its product paired mesoderm homeobox protein 2-like. Gene Ontology annotation, biological process: regulation of transcription by RNA polymerase II. The coding region runs from base 95 to 730 and encodes 211 amino acids. Lineage: Eukaryota; Metazoa; Arthropoda; Insecta; Hemiptera; Cicadellidae. Gene Ontology annotation, molecular function: RNA polymerase II transcription regulatory region sequence-specific DNA binding; DNA-binding transcription factor activity, RNA polymerase II-specific. The record is from RefSeq and is a predicted model, not a curated record. The transcript has 5 exons.
GUUCCCCCGACUGUCCGUCAACUAAUAAACCGAUCGUGUCUAAUCCAGUCGCUCCUCAGUUGUAGUAGUUUGUUUAAUUGACUAGUUUGUUGUCAUGCUAGACAUGUUUGCCGCGGACUGUCUGUACUCUGUGCCUCCUCCUCAGAACAGGUUCUCCGUUACUUCUCUGCUGCAACUGGACAACAAUGUUGAGAAAAGUGAUGAGGAGGAGUACGCGGGGGAGAGCGACGACAGCAAGCGGAAGGGUAAACCUCGGAGGAACCGCACCACCUUCAGCAGCGGUCAGCUGCGCGCUCUGGAGAAGGUGUUUGAGAGAACUCACUACCCAGACGCCUUCGUGAGGGAAGAGCUGGCGAGGAGAGUGGGCCUCAGCGAGGCUAGAGUACAGGUGUGGUUCCAGAACAGAAGAGCCAAGUUCAGACGCAAUGAGAGAACCUUGGCUUCACAGAGACAGCCUACUAGAGUCUCUGACAGUCAGACUGCGGAGGCUAGACUGGUGGCUCGGCCUUCUACCUCUCCAGCGGCCACUGGCUUGCCUAACCACACCAUGGAUUACUACGGCUCUUGGAAAGCUUCAACGCAGUUUCAAGUCAUCCCGAGUCCGUCCCAACACUCCCCCGCCUGCACUUUCCUGCCUUCUGGUUUGCCAACCUCAGCGUACAGUCAGCUGCCGAUCCACAGUUCUUGCAGUCUCCAACAGUAUUGCCAACCUUCGUUUCCGAGCUCAUGAAUAUUCUCUACACCCAACGCACCUCUAACAUUGUACUCUUGAUUUCUAUUAAUAUUAUUAAUGAAGAUACUGUACAAACAUAUCGGUAUUUAAAACAUUUUAUUAAAUACACUUGUGCUUUAGUUUAAAGUUAGUGCUGUAAAUACUGUGAACUACGUUAGGUGAUAAAGUGUUACUUAGUAUUAACAAAUUAUUUAUUUUUCU